Molecule: messenger RNA, 3079 nt
Organism: Centruroides sculpturatus (bark scorpion)
Lineage: Eukaryota; Metazoa; Arthropoda; Arachnida; Scorpiones; Buthidae
Product: ubiquitin carboxyl-terminal hydrolase BAP1-like
Exons: 8
Coding region: 153-2114 (653 amino acids)
Biological process (GO): protein deubiquitination; ubiquitin-dependent protein catabolic process
Cellular component (GO): cytoplasm
Molecular function (GO): cysteine-type deubiquitinase activity
Source: RefSeq, a predicted model, not a curated record
UAAUUUUAUUCUAUUCAUAUUGCAGACCAGUCUAUGGCUUUAUAUUUCUAUUUAAGUGGAUAGAAGAAAGGCGAUGUCGAAGAAAAGUAGUCGUAGAAGAAAGUUUUGUAGAAGAUGAAGAAAUUGUAAAUUCAAUUUUUUUUGCCCAGCAGAUGGUUCCUAAUUCGUGUGCAACUCAUGCUUUGUUGAGUGUUUUAUUGAAUUGUUCAAAAAUUCAUUUAGGACAGACUUUAACUAGGUUAAAAAAUCAUACUACAAAUAUGAGUCCUGAGAAUAAAGGAUAUGCAAUAGGAAAUACUCCAGAAUUAGCAAGAGCCCAUAACAGUCAUGCAAAGUAUGUAUUUUUUAUGUUUAUACUUUUAAAUUUACAUUUUUACACACAAGAAAAAUUAUAUAAACAUUUUUCACUUUUCUUCUGUAUUAUUAUUUGUAUUUUACUGAAAAUUAUUGAAGAAGAAUUUAUUUUAAUAAGUUGCUUGUUUAUAAAUAUUUCAGGCCCCUGGGCAGAAGGAGAAGAUUGGACAGAAAAAUUUGGAAGAGUUAUUACAGAAAGACUUGGUAUUGCUACUGGAGGUGGUGAAUCAUUCCAUGACGUCAGAUUUAAUCUAAUGGCUGUAGUUCCUGACCGCAGAAUUGCAUAUGAACAGAAACUUCGCAUAUUGAAAACAAAUAGGCAGAUUGUAUUGGAAGCUUUGCAGCAGCUUGUCAAAUUAACUCAUCCUGAACUCACUUCUGAUGACCAUGCCGUAUAUAUGGCUGCAGUGAAGAAGAGCAAAGGAAAAUCUAAUAGUGAUCAACAAAAUACUCAAUCAAAUCAGUUAUUAAGUGGAACUUCCCAAAAAUCUGUAACUUCAAGUCAUAGUACGUCAAUUGCAAAUGCUUCAUUUCCAAAACUUCCACCAGCAUUAGAUAGCCAUAAUUAUGCUAAAAGUCCACUAAUGGAAGGCGUAGAUCCUACUGGAGUUCAACCUAGAUAUGAGGAUUACAGUGGAUCUGAUUAUUCGGAUGAAGAUAGAAAUUCUCCUGGACAUCGUAGAAACAAGCAAAAAAGUACAGGGAAUGGAUCUGUUUUAUCUUCUACGGAGGAAAUACCAGAGCAAAAAACAUCAGAAUCUCAACAAAAUCAGUCAGAAAAUUCUAAUUCACAAUCCUCCAAAGAAGAAUGUGAAAUAGAACAGACAACAAUGGAACCAUUAACGAUAAAUACUUCAACAGAUUUUAUGAAACCUCUCACAAUACAAACAAAAUUCCAACCUUCUCCGACUCCCAGUGCAUCUAGUACUGACACAUCGUCAGAAGCUGGAAGUGCAUUCAAUUCUCCUGUUCGAUCGGUUCAAUAUAAUUUCACUCAAGGUAGCCCAAACUCUGCUGGGAAAAAUGUUAAAGCACUUGAGAAUACUCUGUUGGAAGAUGUUCGUGACAUUAAGAAGUUUGUCGUUAUUAGAGUAACAUCCAGUAAUGGUGUAAGUACAACAGAAGAAACUAAAAUUAGUAAAUCUACAAAUAGUGAAGUUAAAAUUUCUGAAAGUAAACCUGAAUCUCAGCCAUCUGAUGCAAACAAAACUGUUGCAUUAGAUAAUGAAAUCCCACCUAAAAAACCAUGUUUAGAAGAAAGUAAUGUAACAAAUCAAGAGAAAGAUGGUUCUAUAAAAGAUUCUGCAAGCAAUGCUGAUCAUUCAUCUAAUGAUAGUUAUGAAGAGAAAGCAAAUAAUACAGAUAAUAUUUAUACAUCUCUUUCGUCUGACGAAUCAAAGAAUAGCCAUAAAAUAGGGAUUUCGAAACAUCCGCAUCUUGUUGAACCACAUAAAUUUGCUCCUAAGGACUUAUUGGCUCUUUUGAAAACUGUUGAAAGUGAAAUUUCUGUGUGUGAAAGUAAUCUUCGUGAUGAAACCGAGAAGCGAAAGAAGUAUAAAAUUGAUGACUGUCGGAGAACGCAUUGCUACGAUCAAUUUAUUUGCACAUUUUUAUCGAUGUUGGCAGAACAAGGAAAGUUGGCAGAUUUAGUAGAGCAACAGCUUCUGGUGAGGAGGAGACAAGGAGUACAUGUGGGAAGACUUCACAAGACAAAGAAACCGGACAGACGUAGAAAAUCCAGAACCAAAAAGAGAAAAUAAAUUUCAUAUUUUCCAGUUUAUUCAGUAUAUGAUUUAGUUUAGUAGUUUGAUGAGAUUACUUGUAAACCUGUUUCAUAUAAUACAUAUAAAUAUAUGUAAAUAUGGAAUCGUUCAAAACACAUUAUAUCAAAAUUUGUAAAUGUGGUAACUAUGAUGUGUAGAAGUCCGGUAGAGGCUUUUUAAUUUUUAUUUUCUUUUUUAAUCUGAAAUCAUUUCUGUACUUAAUUUUAAACAUUUUUAAUUUCCCAAGCUAUUUUUCCAUUGUAUAUACAAACUCAUUGUAAAUAAGAAUUACUAUAAAUACUAUAAAGUUAAAAAUAGGGAAAACUAUUUCAAAAAAAUCCGAUAUUUUAUGAAAUAUUACAAUAUAUAAAUCUUUACAAAUGCAGGAUUUUAAACAUCCAUAAAACUUUUUACUCUAUGCACAAAAUGAUCCAAACAUCCUGAAGCUUCCAAAAAGUUUCUGUUGUUUUACUAUUUGUUACGUUAAUGAAUCUGUAUGGUUUCAGAAUCUACGAGAGGUAAAAUAUACAGAUUUUUAAUGUAGUUAAAACUUACCUUAAUUAUAAUAAAGUAAGGUAAUUUCUCCAUUGCGUCAAAUUACGUUAAUGUCAACUUUACAAGCAUACUGGUAACUAUGUACGAAAGUAACAGCGAUACACGUUAAUAUUUUAAUCAGUGCGAAGUAAUUGGCAUUUAUUAUAAAUUGAAUCUGAAAGCGGUAAUAGAAAAUAAUUUUCCGCCAUCAUUUCGGAAGUGUUUCUUUGAAAACUGUUGUCCUAUACUUUGUUGAAAUAGGCAGGAGAUGAUGAUGAUUCAGUUUUAAUUUUUUAAAUGUUUUGAUAAUUGACUGUUCAUAAUUAACAUCAGUUUAUAAUUGUAAUUAAUUAUGAAUCGAAGUUAAAUUUUGAGACAAUUUUUUAUACCAAAGUUGAAUUUUUCUUAUCUUUUGUUACAAUUUUUAC